AUGUUUGAUCAGGAAUUCCAGGGUAUCAUGUCCCGUGCGCUUCUUCAUCCUGACGGCCAGCAUACCAUAGAGAGUGCCACUAAUCCAUGUGGUUCCCUAACUCGAGUGGGGAUACAGACUCUUGAGGAGGGCCAGACUAUGGGGAAGUAUUCUGCUGCUGCUAUGGCCCCACGUUUAGGUGGUUUUUCGUCCCUUGAGGGUGCUCCCAGACCCGUGGCAGUUCACCCUUUGACUGUUGAGGAUCAGGAACUUGUUGGGAGGUUCCUGAAGAUAGAGCCGCGCAAGUUCUUCGGCUUGUGUACUGAGGAUGCUUCUGAGUUUAUUAUGGAGAUGCAUAAGAGGCUCUAUAAGAUGCUUAUGGUCGAGUCUUAUGGGCUUGACUAUACCCAGUUCCAUCAGACUUUCUUAGAGAAGUACGUGCUUCGUACUUUGAGGGAUGAGUUUCUCCAUUUGCGACAGCGAGGUAUAACCGUGUCCAAGUAUGAGGCUAGAUUUAAAUUUCUGGCUAGGUAUGCUGCUCAGUUAAUUCCCACAGAGGAGGAGAGGAUUUCGUUGUUAGUGGCCUUGGGACCUUCAUUCCAGGCGGUUGUUAAUCAUGCUGUGAGUGUUGAGUCUGCCAAGUCUCAAUCUUUAGGAGAACCCGAGGCAGAGGCCUCCGAUGCUGUGAUCUCGGCUACUAUUUCUGUUCGUCAUCGACCUGCUUCAGUCUUGUUUGAUCCGGGGUCUACUUUCUCCUAUGUAUCUGCCUAUCAUUCUAUUGGUUCGUAUUUGACUAGUGACCGUCUUAAUAUGCCUAUUCAUGUAUCUACUCUGGUUGGAGACUCAGUUAUUGUUGCACGAGUCUUUCAGUCUUGCUUUGUUACUUAUAUGGGGUAUGAUACUUGGGUAGAUUUGAUGAUGUUAGAUAUGGUAUACUUUGAAAUUAUUUUAGAUAUGACUUGGUUGUCAGCGUACCAUGCGAUCUUGGCUGUCACGCCAAGACAGUCACUUUGGGAUCCUAGAUUAGAGUGGAGGGGUACUCCAAGCCCCUCUCUGAAGAAGAUCAAUUCUUUUCUCCACGCAAAGAAGUUAGUUAGCAAGGGGUGUUUGGUUUACUUAGCCCAUGUUCAUGAUACCAGUGUUGACUCUACGCCUCUUGAGUCCAUGCCCAUUGUUUGUGAGUUCACGGAGGUCAUUCCUUCUGAUUUACCAGGCACGUGCCCCAUUUCUAUGCCUCCUUAUAGGAUGGAACCCGCUAAGUUGAGAGAGCUUAAAGAGCAGUUACAAAAUCUUUUGAGUAAGGGGUUUGUUCGAUCGAGUGUCUCCCCUUGCGGUGCACAUAUCUUAUUUGUGAAGAAGAAGGACAAUACGUUGAGUAUGUGCAUAGAUUACCAUCAGUUGAAAAAGGUCACGAUUUGUAAUAAGUACCCCAUUCCUCGUAUUGAUGACUUGUUUUACCAGCUUCAGGGAAACGUUGUGUCUUUGGAGGGGAUUUUGGUUGAUCCAAAGAAGAUUGAGCUUGUUAAAGAUUGGGUGAGGCCCACUACUGUGACUGAGAUUAGUAGCUUUAUGGGGUUAGCCAGCUAUUACCAUCGAUUUGUGAAGGAUUUCGCUUUUAUUGCUUCUUCGUUGACUAGAUUGAGUCAGAAGAAGGUUCCCUUUUAG
Molecule: messenger RNA, 1644 nt
Organism: Lycium barbarum (goji berry)
Lineage: Eukaryota; Viridiplantae; Streptophyta; Magnoliopsida; Solanales; Solanaceae
Exons: 6
Coding region: 1-1644 (547 amino acids)
Source: RefSeq, a predicted model, not a curated record